AAGCAAUUCAGGUAGAAUUAAAAUCGCUAGAAAAGCGUAAUGUUUUUGGACCAAUUGUCCAUACGCCAAAAGGCGUAAAACCUGUCGGUUUUAAAUGGGUUUUUGUGCGUAAACGCAACGAGAAAAAUGAAAUCGUUAGAUACAAAGCCCGACUUGUUGCCCAAGGUUUUUCUCAAAUGCCAGGAAUCAAUUAUGAUGAGACGUAUUCUCCAGUAGUUGAUGCUACAACUUUAAGAUUUUUAAUUGGCAUGUCUGUUUUUGAAAGGCUGCAAAUGCGCCUCAUGGAUGUGGUGACCGCAUAUUUAUACGGUUCACUCGAUACAGACAUAUAUAUGAGAAUUCCUGGAGGCUUUAAAAUACCUGAUGCUUAUAGCUCGAAAUCUCGAGAUUUAUUUUCCAUAAAAUUGCAAAAGUCAUUAUAUGGAUUAAAACAAUCUGGACGCAUGUGGUAUAACCGUCUCAGUGAAUAUUUGAUUAAAGAAGGGUAUAAAAAUGAUCCUAUUAGUCCAUGUGUUUUCAUUCAGCGAUCCGAAUCAGGAUUCGCCAUAAUUGCAGUAUAUGUUGAUGAUUUGAAUAUAAUCGGAACUCCUAAUGAAAUUGAAAAUACUGC
This is a messenger RNA of Cuscuta epithymum, 610 nucleotides long. NCBI's taxonomy places the organism in Eukaryota, Viridiplantae, Streptophyta, Magnoliopsida, Solanales, Convolvulaceae. The record is from the annotation of a GenBank genome assembly.